Saxophila tyrrhenica is the source of this 1554-nucleotide messenger RNA. RefSeq lists its product as uncharacterized. Lineage: Eukaryota; Fungi; Ascomycota; Dothideomycetes; Mycosphaerellales; Extremaceae. The transcript has a single exon. The coding region runs from base 1 to 1554 and encodes 517 amino acids. The record is from RefSeq and is a predicted model, not a curated record.
AUGUUCCCACAGAAGCAUGCAUUCUCGUAUUCCUACUUGUUCGUGGGUGUCCCUGUGGAUGUCCGUGGACGCAUCAGCCGGGCUCUGUCAGUUGACAGUCCAACGCCCGGCUGGUUUGACGUACAGUCAGCCGACUAUCUUUCCAGGGGCACGGCACGUCAAGGGAUGACCGAAAAGCUCAAGCGCUAUCUGCAAACGCAAGGCGUCACCGAUCGAGAGUACUCCUUCGCCUAUCUGGUGACUGCUCCUCGUUUUGUAGGGUACAGCUUCAACCCCGUCUCCUUCUGGUACUUGUACGACUCUGACGCAAUGCUCAAAUUUAUGAUACUGGAAGUGAACAAUACCUUUGACGAGAGACGUGUGUAUCUCUUGAAGCCGGAUCGCGAGGGGGCCUGCGACGCUGGACAGACCGUAUUCACUGAGACGUUCGACAAGGACUUUCAUGUCUCCCCAUUCAACAGCAGGAAAGGCUCCUACUCUUUGCGGGCCAUAGAUCCGCUGGCAGCCUUUGAACGGACUGGCCGGUACUCAUUCGACAAUACCAUUGUACUACGGUCUUCGAAAGAGAGUGCGAAGAUCGUUGCACGUGUGUACUCUGAAGGUACGCCACAAGAUGCUACCACUAUUUCACGAUUCGAGCUCUUCCGCUUCAUCGCGUCUUGGUGGUGGGUUGGCUUCGUCACAUUCCCUCGAAUCGUCUGGCAGGCGCGAACACUCUUCUUCCAAAAGAAGCUCCACGUGUGGUAUCGACCGGAAGUGACUGAUACGAGUGUCGGAAGGACGUACACCACAGACGAAGUGGUGCUUGAGGAGUACUUCCAAGCAUUCCUCAAGGAUGCAGUCUCUCACUGCGAGAAGCCUUUACGCUUGGUAUACACGCCCGCUCAUGAACGAGAAGUUGCAAUGUACUCCCCCGGCUUCACGUACGAAGAGGACCACCGACGGACGCUGGAGCUGCGGGUGACGUCACCAGCCUUCUACAGCCGAUUCGCCCACUACGCUCAUGCCAAGGAAGCCUUUGAUAGGGAGUGUCUGACUACUGAUGAGAAGAAUCGGACUGUGUUCAUAACCUCGCCUGAACUACUACCGCUGCUGUUGUACGGCAUAAGGCAGCCUAGCGUGAAAGGCAAGGUCGGGAAACAGAACAUCAUUGAGCGGUCACGCUGGUCACUACUUCGACGUCUCAGGUGCCCGCCUCCGUUAGCAAGUUACCCUGGAGACUCCGACCACCACGUUUCCGAUAUACGAGCUUUCGGCGAUGCUGAACUGGACGUAUUUGUCAAGAGAGCUGCCCGGAUGCCCAGCCGCUACCGCCGCACCGUGACCAAACUUUUCCUUGCCUCUCGAAUUGCGCUCGGCUUAUCCGUCCUCGUUAUAGCACUCGACUGGCUUCUGCGAGCUGCAAUGAUCCUGGCCACUUUGUUGUUCUGCCGCCUCUCAACACCAUUCGAUGCCUUUCGGGCUAGCACUUUCGGCGCUCACGAAAUGUGGACCACUGAGGCUUUGCUGAUGCUGGCCAACGGUGUACAUCUUUGGAGCCUCCUCAAGGGGUGA